Achroia grisella is the source of this 2468-nucleotide messenger RNA. Its product is annotated as PX domain-containing protein kinase-like protein. Gene Ontology annotation, molecular function: ATP binding; protein kinase activity; phosphatidylinositol binding. Gene Ontology annotation, cellular component: late endosome; early endosome; extrinsic component of endosome membrane. NCBI's taxonomy places the organism in Eukaryota, Metazoa, Arthropoda, Insecta, Lepidoptera, Pyralidae. The record is from RefSeq and is a predicted model, not a curated record. Bases 145 to 1809 code for a protein of 554 amino acids. The transcript has 11 exons. Gene Ontology annotation, biological process: endosome to lysosome transport; protein phosphorylation; protein targeting to lysosome.
CAUUGAAAAUUUUAUAUUAUUUUGAUCAUACAUCAAUGGAUUUUAGAAAUUACCAAAUACAUAAAUGUAUAUUGCAUUUUUUAAAAUGUGUAGUUUUCUUUCAUAUUUCUAUACAUUAAUGAAUUAGUGUGUUUAUCCAGUGUAAUGGCUAUAUUUGAAAAAACCUCGCAAUCCAAAGGCAUUAUUGAUCAUACUGAAAAACUUAUUUGUGUAGUAGAAAAUGCACAAAACAUUAAUAAACACACAGAAUAUAUUUUACGAGUCCAGGGAGGACCUUGUAAAGAAAAUAAAUGGAAUGUACCACAUAGGUAUAGAGAUUUUGCAGCAUUACACACAUCUCUGCAACAAGCAAACAUUGUAUUGCCUUUGCCACCAAAGAAACUUAUUGGGAACAUGCAACCAUCUUUUAUUGCAGAGAGACAAAUUGCCUUGCAGAAUUACCUGAAUGAGGUGUUAAAACAUCAAAUACUAGCUUUAUCUUUGCAAGUAAGGAGUUUUUUAGAUCCCCACAAUUAUGCAUUAAAUAUUGCAGAGCAAGCCUUGCAAACUAUGUCUAUUGCAUUACGAGGAGAUGGACGCUAUGAGCUAAAAACUCCUUUGCCAGAUAUUGGCUGGAGAAUCUGUAAACACUAUUUUUUAGUAAUAGAAGCAGAAAGUAGAACCAAUUAUUUGCUAUCUUGGCAAAAUUAUGGCCCUGAUAGGUAUAUGAAUGACAAAGUAAUGCAGACUGCUUUCAAGAGCUUACAGAAUAUUUCUCAUCCUUAUAUAGACCAAAUAUUAGCAAUUCACAAUUUAGAAACUGGUGCCUAUGUAGUUAGAAAAAUUCAUGAAAAUGGAAGCCUCAGAGAUAUAUUAUAUGGAACUGAAUACAAUAAGAAUUAUUUAAACAAAUACGGGAAUCCAAAAGUGAGAAAACCUUUUACUGAUGGCCAGAUAUCUCACUAUGGAUAUCAAAUAUUACAAGCGUUGAAGUUUUUGCAUGAUAAAGGCUUGCCACAUGGACACAUACACCCUGGAAAUAUAGCUAUAGAAAAUCAAAGGGUUCUACUAUUGGAUGUGGAGAACAUAAUAAUGGGUGCGCCGUGCUUGUACCGGCCACAGUUACGGGAACUCAGAAGGACCGCGACCGCUGAAGCCAUCGACACCUACUGCUUUGGUCAUACUCUGUAUGAAAUGGCGCUUGCAAAGCCACUCGAUGGUCAUUAUUGUGACUACUAUCCAGAGGAAAUCUCAGACGAAUUGGAAUCUGUAUUAAGGCUGUGUAUAUCAAGCACAACAUGCAAGCACGGUGGGCCUUCAUUACACCACUUGCUUAUGCAUCCAUUUUUCUACCGCGCUCCUCUGAAUGGCCUGUCAAGUAUGCGAGACGACGAACGAGCCCACCUAAAGUUUCCACUUCCGGUUAAAGAUGAAUUGAAAGCAGCUUUGACACAAAUGGAAUCGAGGUUAAAAAGCGAUCAAAAAUUGUUACGCAGUACAAAGAGGGAAGUUCGUAUUCAGGAGAUAUUAAGUUCUGAGGAAGAACUUAGGAAACAAAAACGAAGAGCGAAGAAACGUGAUAGUAUUUGGAAGUCGACGUCGUCGCUAGCGGAGACGGUACGGUCGCAAAGUGCAAGUACAACGUCAUCGCCGACACCGCCCUCUAUGCCUACGGAACCAACCGGUAAUGGAACCUGCACUCCGGCACCUUUAACCGCCACGGCUACCGCUGCAUCAGCGACGACAUCUGGAUCGAGCGGCCGCACUGCACUUCUUGACGCUAUCUGUUCUUUCGAUAAAUCACGGCUUGCUCGUGUCAACUCGCGGUGAGAUCAAUACAAACUUGUACAAGCUCUACGUACACUAUUGAGAACAUUAAUGUUAAGUACUGUUUCUAGUGUACAUGAUGACAGAAACGCUAAAUUUCAACAAACACUUAUUUUCAACAGUCAGCGUGGAGGUUGAUCUGAUAGGGUAUAUAUCUAUAUAUUUUUAUGAUGGAUGAUAAUGAAAUGAUGUACCCGUCUGCGCUAACAGUUUACGCUGGCGGGGCACCAGUGGAGGACGAUAGAUGAGCAUAAAGUCAGGUCAGUUAGCCCAUUGUGACAGUUUCGCCAGAAAUUUACCACGAUGUUUUCCAGAGCGAACCGCGUGGACAUGUUUAGCAAACUGGCAUGGUACAUUAUUAGCAAUGGGAUUAUUUUUCCGCAGUACUAUUAAUCCCUUCGCCCCCGGUAGGGUAUAUUGCUAGUAAUGGAAUCACUAGCACCCAUUACUACCAAUCUCUUCCUCCUCCUCCUAGAGCCGUUGAACUAGUGAACUAUGGAAUAAGAUCCUUUUAAACAGCUAAAAGAGAUUUAUAAGAUAUUUGGCUGUUUUUUAAAUUUGGAAUUCAAACUACAAAAGGACUUUAUAUUAUUUUUGUAUGUAUGUAAUUAUGGAUUCUUAUUGUGGUGUAAAUCAAUUAGUAUUUUGGGUAGGUUUUCGAA